Molecule: messenger RNA, 1232 nt
Organism: Eruca vesicaria subsp. sativa (arugula)
Lineage: Eukaryota; Viridiplantae; Streptophyta; Magnoliopsida; Brassicales; Brassicaceae
Source: the annotation of a GenBank genome assembly
AUGGUGGCGCUCAUGAAAACUCUCUGUUUAUCUGUGAUCGUCUUCGCUUCUGUUGCGACCUUCUUCUCAGUUGCUGAUGCACAUAGGUUUUACGUGGGAGGUAACGGCGCUUGGGUCGUAAAUCCACAUGAGAAUUACAAGUCUUGGGCUGAAAGUAACCGUUUCCAAGUCAAUGACACACUCUACUUUAAGUAUGCCAAGGUAUCAGACUCGGUGCAACUAGUGACGAAAGCAGAUUACUACGCCUGCAACGUUAACAAUCCGAUACAGAAGUUUGAUAAUGGAGAGGCUGAAGUUGCUCUUAAUCGAUCUGGUCCUUAUUAUUUCAUCAGUGGUAAUCAAUAUCACUGUCUGAGGGGACAGAAGUUGACCGUCGUUGUCCUCGCCGUCAGAAAUCACCCCAACGUACCCAUGUCUCCGGCGAAACCACCAACAACGGCCCAACCUCCAAAAUCACACUCCCCUGUAUCUCCGGCGAAAGCACCAUCAACAGCUCAGCCGCCUAAAUCACACUCCCCUGUUUCUCCGGCGAAAGCACCGUCAACAGCUCAGCCGCCUAAAUCUCAUUCCCCUGUUUCUCCAGUUGCACCGGCUAAAGCUCCGUGGAUGGCCGAAACUCCAAAGGCUCACUCCCCAAUUUCUCAUCUUUCUCCGGCUAUGUCUCCGUCAACCACCCAACCUCCAAAGGCUCAUUCCCCUGUUUCUCCCACUGCACCGGCGAAAGCUCCAUCAAUGGCUCAGCCGCCCAAAUCCUCUGUUUCUCCACCCCAACAUUCUACACCUUCUCCUGUUGCUCACUCACCGUCCAAAGCUCCAGCAACGUCCCCAGCUACACAUUCUCCCCCACCAAAAUCUCCAUCGCCGUCGACUUCUUCCCCGACAAAAUCUCCAAGAUCUUCGCCGUCACCAAAGUCUCCUUCCCCUGCUGCUUCUCCAACGCAGUCAGCAUCUUCCCCGGUAAAACCUCCGACGUCUUCCUCUGAUCCUUCACCAGCUUCUCCAGCUACGUCGCCAUCUCCUUCUGAAUCGACUCCAGCCGCAGAUAACAACAACAUGGCGCCUGCGCCAAGUCCCAAGAGUGCAGCAACUGUUGUGACCGUUACUUCUGUUAUGUCUACACUCUUCAGUGUGGCUUUUACCGUUUUGAUGUUCCCUUAAGUUUUUUAAAAUGGUUUUGUGAUUUGAUUUACAUUUCUUUAUUCUGUUGCUGAGUUUUUGUUGUUUGUUUCGAG